AUGUAUGUAUUCUAUUCUACUAUUCUUUUCUCUCAUCUACCACUGACUCUCUCUUGCAUCUACCAUUCUCUAUCUCUCAUCUACCACUAUCUCUCUCUCAUCUACCACUAUCUCUCUCUCAUCUACCACUCUCUUUCUCUCAUCUACCACUCUCUUUCACUCUCUAUCAUUUACCCCCCUCUAUUUCUCUCAUUUAACACCCUCUCUCAUCUACUAUUCUCUUUCUCUCCCAUCUAUCACUCUCUCAUCUAUGACUUUCUCUCAUCUACUACUCUCUUUCUCUCUCACUUACCACUCUCAUUCUGUCUCUCUCAGCUACCAUUCUCUUUCUCUCAUCUACCACGCGCGCUUUCUCUAUCAGCUACCUCUCUCUCUCUCUCUCUCUCUCUCUUUCUCUCUCUCUCUCCAUCCAUUUCUAUCGGUUGGAUUGGAGUAUCUAUCUAUCUAUCUAUCUAUCUAUCUAUCUAUCUAUCUAUCUAUCUAUCUAUCUAUCUCAUGUUGUCUUUUGAAGUCUUCAUAUAUUCGUACAUACAUUCGCACGUAUUCUUUCUUUUCCCUUUCUCUCUCUUACUCGAUUUUCCCUUUUGCUUUGCCAACACUGGUGUAGCAACGAUCACUCUCAGACAAUUCUUAGACAAAGGUGACAUUGCAAUUCGCUUACUUUCGGUAAACAAGAAAGUGGCGUCGGCCUUAGGGUCUCUCGUCUUUGGUUUUUCUAUCUAUCUAUCUAUCUAUCUAUCUAUCUAUCUAUCUAUAACUACUCACUAUCUAUCUAUCUAUGACUGCUCAUUACCUUGCUCAUUAUCUAUCUAUCUAUCUAUCUAUCUAUCUAUCUAUCUAUCUAUCUAUCUAUCUAUAACUACUAACUAUCUAUCUAUCUAUCUAUCUAUCUAUCUAUCUAUCUAUCUACUUAUAACUACUCACUAUCUAUCUACUUAUAACUACUCACUAUCUAUCUAUCUAUAA
Acanthosepion pharaonis is the source of this 966-nucleotide messenger RNA. NCBI's taxonomy places the organism in Eukaryota, Metazoa, Mollusca, Cephalopoda, Sepiida, Sepiidae. The record is from the annotation of a GenBank genome assembly.